Messenger RNA from Brugia malayi, 1290 nucleotides. RefSeq lists its product as uncharacterized. NCBI's taxonomy places the organism in Eukaryota, Metazoa, Nematoda, Chromadorea, Rhabditida, Onchocercidae. The coding region runs from base 1 to 1290 and encodes 429 amino acids. The transcript has 9 exons. The record is from RefSeq and is a predicted model, not a curated record.
AUGUCGAUAAGCUGCUCAGCACUACGUCAAACUGUACCGCCAUCAACUAGAAGUUCAGGACAUGAAUUAACAAAUGGAACUUUCGGUUUUGGUGAUACAUCGAGUAACAGUGUAGAUUCAUUGAUAGCACCCGAACGGGAUGAUCUAGAUUUCCGAAUUCAACAACGAUUGGAAGCAUCCCGACAAGGAAUGUUGCAGCUGGAAGCGCUUCGCAGCAAACACCAAAAAUUGAUGCAGGAAAUGCGUAUUCGCUUACCGCAUAGAAUUAAUGGAGAGCAAUCAAGCGAUGGUUCCGAAAAGCAUAAACAAUCAUCAGCUUUAAAUGUUCAAACUGAGAUCAAGUUGAAUGAUUUACGAUGCGACAGUCCGGUGAGCUGUUGUGUAAGUCAUCGAUCGUCUGUUAGCAUGGAUUCCGGAUGUGUUUCACUGUCUUCUGACUUUAGCAGUCAAUCACCAAUAUCUUCUAAUACAAAUCAAAAAUUUUCUCUGGAAGAUCAACAAAAGAAAAUUGAACAGAAUGUGAUCACCGCUGAAAUUGAAAAUGAUGAAAACCCACAAGUUGUGGCUACGGCAAUAGAAAGUACUACAGCAUUGCGUUACAAUGGAACAAAACAUUGCAAGAACUGGCCAAGAUCAAAGUCAAUGUGUUUCAAUUAUCUGGAUGAAAAUACCACUGUUAUUGAUUCGCUUUCAUUCUCACAGAUCACUCCGCCACCAAUUCAUCGAAAAUUUUUUACGAUUGGAAAGUUAGAAAGUGUUCAGAUUCACCGCCCAUCUCUGACCACGAGUUGUGUUGAUAUCCAUUCUCCAAUAACGAUGCAAAGGGAUCAAUCACCGACACGUUUUCCGGUUAAUCAGUCAUCGUUGCUGUAUGCCAAACCAAUUGCUAUACCGUUAUCUUCAAAAAUACCGACGUCUCCAUACAUGAGACUUAGAAAUUCUAAAAAAUCGUUGCAAAAUUCUCGAAUUACACCACAUCACGAGAGUCAGUCAAUUUUCCAUGCAAGUCGAGUAUUCGUAGAUCGUUCUCCUCGCACUAUAAAGUGUGGAAAGCAGUGCGUAAACAGUGAAAAACAGCAAAGUUAUGUGCAUUCGAAUAAAGGUUCACCAUGUGAGUUGCGGAAAGUACAUCAAAUCGAAGGUCUCAAUUCACUGUCUAAUGUCACUGUUCUGGAAUACCAUCAACAGUUCAAUCGUUGUAAAAGCUCGAAGAGUUCAGAAACAAUAGUACCUGACCGAACUCAUCGUCGAAAGAAGGAGAAAGACUGGAAGGAAUCUGAAAAUUUGUAG